Molecule: messenger RNA, 552 nt
Organism: Arachis duranensis
Lineage: Eukaryota; Viridiplantae; Streptophyta; Magnoliopsida; Fabales; Fabaceae
Exons: 2
Coding region: 1-552 (183 amino acids)
Source: RefSeq, a predicted model, not a curated record
AUGAGGGAGAAUGGAAGAAGAAGAACAUACGCAGACCUUGUCAUUCACGGUAGCUUGGAGCCACAACCAGUAGAAUCGGAGGACUCUAAUGAGGAUAAGGUCAAAAAGCUUCAAGAUGGCACCUUCAGCAUCCAUGUUAACAAAACUGAGAAGAAAAUAUUGGAGAAGCCUUGGAAGCAGGCGCUCAUUAUCAAGCUUCUAGGGAGAAGGAUUAGUUAUAGAGUCCUCAAAAGGAAAUUGGAUACCAUGUGGGCCAAAAUAGGAGGUAUGGUCUUAAUAGACCUUGGAAAUGAAUACUUUGUUGCCAGGCUGUACAAUGAAGAUGACUAUUGGCAUGUCAUAAAGGGAAUGUCGUGGCUCCUUUUCGACCACUACCUCACUAUCCGGCAAUGGACACUAGAUUUCUAUCCCUUUGGAGUGGCCAUCAAUAAAAUCGCAACAUGGGUAUGCCUCCCAGAUAUCCCUAUUAAAUACUAUGAUAAGCAGUUCCUAGGUACAAUUGGGGAUCAAAUUGAAAAUACAUUGAAAGUGGACAUGUAUACUGCUAGUUAG